Daldinia childiae is the source of this 1746-nucleotide messenger RNA. RefSeq lists its product as uncharacterized. Gene Ontology annotation, biological process: positive regulation of transcription by RNA polymerase II. The record is from RefSeq and is a predicted model, not a curated record. Gene Ontology annotation, molecular function: transcription cis-regulatory region binding; DNA-binding transcription factor activity, RNA polymerase II-specific; zinc ion binding. The coding region runs from base 1 to 1746 and encodes 581 amino acids. Gene Ontology annotation, cellular component: nucleus. NCBI's taxonomy places the organism in Eukaryota, Fungi, Ascomycota, Sordariomycetes, Xylariales, Hypoxylaceae. The transcript has a single exon.
AUGGAUAUGACAUUAUCUCAUAGUUCUCGUCACAACAGUACAAUAAGAAGUUCCAACGGCUGUUGGACUUGCCGACUGCGGCGCAAAAAAUGUGAUGAAAACCGUCCUGUAUGUGACAUGUGCGCCGCACUCCACAUCACCUGCCACUACGAUCAGGGCAAGCCAGAAUGGAUGGAUGGAGGUGUGAGGCAGGAAGAGAUGGCUAAGCGUCUCAAGCGCGAAGUUAAAGAAAAUGCUCAUCUCCGCCGUGAGGUCCGCGCGAUCCACGUCCCGGGCGAGCUUCUUGCGACAACAACACCGGAAAGUCUCAACAGUGAAGUGGAAACACGCCCCGAGGCAUCCGCUAUCUGCCUCCAACGUGGGACUGAUUGUAAACUUGUCAGCAAGGACAUUCACGACAAUGUAUCAUUUGGCCGAUCUUGUACUGUUCUUAUCACUUUCUACCUCGAAAACUUACUUCCAUUCUUAUUCCCAUUCUACUGCCCUUCUCCCCUCGAGGGCGGUCGAUCCUGGAUCUUGGAGAUGAUGUUAAGCAGUCCAGUAGUACGGCAGGCCACUUUAUGUCAAUCUUCAUACUUCUUCUCCCUCGCCCAGGGAACAGCUAAUCACGAUGCAGUUUGGGAGGCGGUACUCUCGCAGACUAGAGAUGCAUUUGGGGUGCUUAGACAAUCACUACAGGUUAUCGAUGGCUCAAGUAUCACAGAACAUCUACACGGCGCUGUGCGGAUUAUGGCAAGCGUCAUGCAAAUACAGCGUUUCGUGAUUACUGUUUUAUGCUUCAAUAACUGCCAAGCACAUCUAAACGCUGGCUUGGCUCUUUUCAAACAACUUCUAGAGAGUCCUGGCCCAGUCGAAUCGGCAGGGCCUAGUUCAAAUUUCAACACUGUCGUAGACCGUCUAGGGCCGCCGACAUGGAUUUCGCCCGCUCAGGAUGUCAAAGUUCAAAGUGCCGAGCAGGCCGCUUUUCGUUUCUCGUCUGCCCUUUUGAUCUUCGAUGACAUUAUUGCUAGCACGGUUCUUCAAGAGCAGCCUAGACUUUACGAGUAUCAACACUGCCUACUGAGUGAUGCCAAUGGCAUCGAUCCCCUAGUCAAUCUUGAGACAGUUGUAGGAUGUCAAAAUUGGGUGUUAUUACAGAUUAGUGAAAUUUCCGCGCUUGAUGCAUGGAAGAAGCAGUGCAAGGCAGCAGGAAACCUCGAUGUCAUAGACCUAGUCCGUCGCGCUACGGCUAUAAAGGACUUCUUACAAACUAAUCUUAUUCGACUUGAAACCGAAUCGUCGGCCAUUGCACAAAGUGGCAGUAACUUAUUAGAUGUCUUCAACGUAUACUAUUACCAUCAAUCAAAGACAUCCGGUUGCCAGAGUCGUUUGACUACACGGGUCUGGGCUCAUGCGGCCUUGCUUUAUCUCAGCAUUGUUGUUUCCGGGUGGCAGCCCGCCAGCGUCGAAGUACGUUACCAUGUUGAUCGAGUCAUCGGCAUUUUAACACAUGCAACAUCGCCAACAACGUUGCUGCGUACGAUGGUGUGGCCAUUCUGCGUGGCAGGCUGUCUCGCAGAGCCGUCGCAGGAAGCUCAUUUGCGCGAAAUGGUGGCCGUGUUGCAACCGCCAAGCAUCUUCGGCACGGUACGCAAAGCGCUUGAGAUCAUGGAGGAUGUAUGGCGCAACAGAGACGCAGGUAAUUCUGCAAGCCGCGACCUUGCUACGUGCUUUAGAAGUCAAGGUGAACUAGUAUUACUUGUUUAA